AUGAGGGCCUUUACGGGGAAAGAAAAAAAAAAAAAAAGGAGGGGGGGGGCCCAACCCCUCACCAAGACCAACAGCACAGAUAAGGGCCUACAUUUAGAGAACAAGGGGGGGGGGGGGGGGGGCCCCGCCUCUUCAAGACCAACGCACCCAAAUAAGGCCUACGGGAAAGGAGACGAGGGAGGGGGGGGCCCCACGCCUCCCCAAGCCAAACCCGCAUCAGAAGAGGGCCCCAAGGUAAGAGAAAAGGGGAGGGGGGGGCCCAAACCCUCCCCAAAGACCGCCCGCAUCAAAGAUGGCCUCCCGGUAGAGGACGAGGGAGGGGGGGGCGCCACGCCCCCAAGACCGACAGAUCAAAAGGAGGGCCCUUUCCCAGGAGAGAGACAGGGGGGAGGGGGCCAGGGCCUCACCAAGACCAGCACCCUCAGAAGGGGCCUACAGGUAGAGAGACAAAAAAAAAGGGGAGGGGGGGGGCCACCCCACAAAAACCAGACGCAUCAAUAGGGGCCCCAAGGUAAGAGACAGGGGAGGGGCCCCCACGCCCCCCAAAGGACCAACAGCUCAGUUUAGGGCCCACAGGUAAAAAAGAGAAGAUGGAGGGGGGGGGGCCUCGCCUACCAAGCCCAGACGAAAUAAAUUUUGGGUUUCCCUACGGGUAAGGGGGAACGAGGGGGGGGCGCCCCCCUAACCAAGCCCAGACAGAUAGAAGAGGGCCCAACGGGUAGAAGCCCGGGGGGGGGGGGGGGCCAAACCCCUCACCAAGCCCCAACAGCUCAGAUAGAGGGCCUACAGGUAGAGAGAAGAGGGGGGGGGGGGGGGGCCCCCACGCCUCACCAAAAACCAGACGAAAUCAGAUAGAUGGCCUCCCGGUAGAAGACAGAGGGGGGGGGCCCCACGCCUCCAAAACCCAACCCGCAUCAGAUGGGAGGGCCUACAGGUAGAGAGACAGAGGGGGGGGGGGGGGGCCACCCUCCCCAAGCCCAACACAUCAGAUGUUUGGCCAACAUUUUAGGAGACGGGGGGGAAAGGGGGGGCCCAGCCUACCAAGACCAACAGCAUCAAAGGGGCCCUUUACGGUAAGGGGCCCAAGGGGGGGGGGGGGCCCAAAGCCUCCCCAAGCCCGACAGCAUCCAAAAGGGGGGGGGCCUAAGGUAGAGAAAAGGGGAAAAAGGGGGGGGGGCGCCACCCCUCCCCAAGCCCAGACACACAGAAAUGGCCUACUUUUUAAGAGACAGAGGGAGGGAGGGGCCCCCACGCCUCCCAGGACCGGGACAGCUCAAUGAGGGCCCUCGGGUAGGGGAAGAAGGGGGGGGGGCCCCAAAGCCCCCCAAAGACCAGAAGCAUAAUAGACCCUUUAAGGGUAGAAGACAGGGGGAGGGGCGCGUUUCUUUUAAAGUACAUUCAGCUCUUGCAAAACUAAAGGAAAAUUUUUGAAACACGGGGCCCGCGAAAGUUUAAAAAUUUUUUGAUAUUUUUUUUUUUUUUUCCGGGUCAUUUUUUUUUUUGGGGGUGGGGGGGGGUUUGGGUUUCCCUUGGCCCCAUGACAUCACUGCAACCUGCAUUCAAAAAACUCCCCUAGAGUGGGGAAGACUGGAUACGGGACACCUCAAUGUAGGGAAAAAUGGAAAAUGGGACUCCCCUCAAUAGAGGGAAAAACGGGAUACUGAGACUACCCAAUAGUGGGGAAGAUUGGAUCUGGGCCCUCCCUAAAUGGGGGGAAACCCCCUGGAUAUGAGCUACCUCAAUAGUAGGGAAGACUGGAUACUGAGACUACCUCAAUAGUAGGGAAGACUGGAUACUGGGACUACCUCAAUAGUAGGGAAGACUGGAUACUGAGACUACCUCAAUAGUAGGGAAGACUGGAUACUGAGACUACCUCAAUAGUAGGGAAGACUGGAUACUGAGACUACCUCAAUAGUAGGGAAGACUGGAUACUGAGACUACCUCAAUCAUCUCAACUGGAACGACCAUCUCAGUAACGGGUGCAAUAAAUCCAACCGCUAACAGAUUGGAUUAGUUUAGAAAACUGUUAUGUUAUUUAUCUUUGUGUAGCAUCAAAUUAAUCAACCAAUCAAUAUAUAUUGAUAUACAAAUAGCCGACCAAUCAGCCUGUUACCAACUCACAGGAAACUUUUGGAAAGAAUUGUGUUUGACCAGAUACAUUGCUAUUUUAUAGUAAAUAAAUUAACAACAGACUUUCAGCACGCUUAUAGGGAAGGGCAUUCAACAUGCACGGCAGACUGAUGUUUGGCUGAGAGAAAUGGAUAAUAAAAAUAUUGUGGGGGCUGUUUUGUUAGACUUCAGUGCGGCUUUUGACAUUAUCGAUCAUAGUCUGCUGAUGGAAAAACGUAUGCAGUGCCUUCGGAAAGUAUUCACACCCCUUGACUUUUUCCAUAUUUUGUUACGUAACAGCCUUAUUCUAAAAUGGAUUAAAUUAAUGUUUUUCCUCAUCAAUCUACAUACAAUACCCCAUAAUGACAAAGCGAAAACAGGUUUAAAAAAUGUAUUAAGAAUAAAAAACUGAAAUACCUUAUUUACAUAAGUAUUCAGACUCUUUGCUAUGAGACUCGAAAUUGAGCUCAUGUGCAUCCUGUUUCCAUUGAUUAACCUUGAGAUGUUUCUACAACUUGAUUGGAGUCCACUUGUGGUAAAUUAAAUUGAUUGGACAUGAUUUGGAAAAGCACACACCUGUCUAUAUAAGGUCGUACAGUUGACAGUGCAUGUCAGAGAAAAAAACCAAGUCGUGAGGUCGAAGGAAUUGUCUGUAGAUCUCCGAGACAGGAUUGUGUCGGGGCACAGAUCUGGGGAAGGGUACAAAAAAAUGUCUGCAGUAUUGAAGGUCCCCAAGAACACAGUGGCCUCCAUCAUUCUUAAAUGGAAGUUUGGAACCACCAAGACUCUUCCUAGAGCUGGCCUCCCGGCCAAACUGAGCAAUCGGGGGAGAAGGGCCUUGGUCAGGGAGGUGACCAAGAACCCGAUGGUCACUCUGAUAGAGCUCCAGAGUUCCUCUGUGGAGAUGGGAGAACCUUCCAGAAGGACAACCAUCUCUGCAGCACUCCACCAAUCAGGCCUUUAUGGUAGAGUGGCCAGACGGAAGCCACUCCUCAGUAAAAGGCACAUGACAUCCCGCUUGGAGUUUGCCAAAAGACACCUAAAGACUCUCAGACCAUGAGAAACAAGAUUCUCUGGUCUGAUGAAACCAAGACUGAACUCGUUGACCUGAAUGCCAGGCGUCACGUCUGGAGGAAACCUGGCACCAUCCCUACUGUGAAGCAUGGUGGUGGCAGCAUCAUGCUGAGGGGAUGUUUUUCAGCGGCAGGGACUGGGAGACUAAUCAGGAUAGAGGGAAAGAUGAACAGAGCAAAGUACAGAGAGAUCCUUGAUAAAAACCUGCUCCAGAGCGCUCAGGACUUCAGACUGGGGCGAAGGUUCACCUUCCAACAGGACAAUGGCCCUAAGCACACAGUUAAGAAAAUGCAGGAGUGGCUUCGGGACAAGUCUCUGAAUGUCCUUGAGUGGCCCAGCCAGAGCCCGGACUUGAACCCGAUCGAACAUCUCUGGAGAGACCUGAAAAUAGCUGUGCAGCGACGCUCCCCAUCCAACCUGACAGAGCUUGAGAGGAUCUGCAGAGAAGAAUGGGAGAAACUCCCCAAAUACAGGUAUGCCAAGCUUGUAGCGUCAUACCCAAGAAGACUCAAGGCUGUAAUCGCUACCAAAGGUGCUUCAACAAAGUACUGAGAAAAGUUUCAGAAUACUUAUGUAAACUUUUUUUUAUUUUUAAUGCAUUUGCAAAAAAAUCUAAAAACCUAACAAACCCCAGGAAGAGUAGCUGCUGCCUUGGCAGGAACUAAUGGGGAUCCAUAAUAAACCCCAUGAAGAGUAGCUGCUGCCUUGGCAGGAACUAAUGGGGAUCCAUAAUAAACCCCAGGAAGAGUAGCUGCUGCCUUGGCAGGAACUAAUGGGGAUCCAUAAUAAACCCCAGGAAGAGUAGCUGCUGCCUUGGCAGGAACUAAUGGGGAUCCAUAAUAAACCCCAGGAAGAGUAGCUGCUGCCUUGGCAGGAACUAAUGGGGAUCCAUAAUAAACCCCAGGAAGAGUAGCUGCUGCCUUGGCAGGAACUAAUGGGGAUCCAUAAUAAACCCCAGGAAGAGUAGCUGCUGCCUUGGCAGGAACUAAUGGGGAUCCAUAAUAAACCCCAGGAAGAGUAGCUGCUGCCUUGGCAAUAGGGAUCCAUGAUAAAUAUAAAUACAAAUAUGUAUUGGGUAUUAGUAUUAUAUAUAUAUGUAGUAUAUAGUAAUAUAUAUAUAGUAGAGUAGCUAUAUUGGGUAUUAGUAUUAUAUAUAUAUAUAUAUAUAUAUAUAUAUAUAUAUAUAUAUGUAGUAUAUAGUAAUAUAUAUAGUAAAGUAGCUGUAUUGGGUAUUAGUAUUAUAUAUAUAUAUCUAGUAUAUAGUAAUAUAUAUAGUAGAGUAGCUGUAUUGGGUAUUAGUAUUAUAUAUAUAUAUAUAUAUCUAGUAUAUAGUAAUAUGUAUAGUAGAGUAGCUGUAUUGGGUAUUAGUAUUAUAUCUAUAUGUAGUAUAUAGUAAUAUAUAGUAGAGUAGCUGUAUUGGUAUUAGUAUUAUAUAUAUGUAGUAUAUAGUAAUAUAUAUAGUAGAGUAGCUGUAUUGGGUAAUAGUAUUAUAUAUAUAUGUAGUAUAUAGUAAUAUAUAUAGUAGAGUAGCUGUAUUGGUAUUAGUAUUAUAUAUAUAUGUAGUAUAUAGUAAUAUAUAUAGUAGAGUAGCUGUAUUGGGUAUUAGUAUUAUAUAUAUAUAUCUAGUAUAUAGUAAUAUAUAUAGUAGAGUAGCUGUAUUGGGUAUUAGUAUUAUAUAUAUGUAGUAUAUAGUAAUAUAUAUAGUAGAGUAGCUGUAUUGUGUAUUAGUAUUAUAUAUAUAUCUAGUAUAUAGUAAUAUAUAUAUAUAUAGUAGAGUAGCUGUAUUGGGUAUUAGUAUUAUAUAUAUGUAGUAUAUAGUAAUAUAUAUAGUAGAGUAGCUGUAUCGGGUAUUAGUAUUAUAUAUAUGUAGUAUAUAGUAAUAUAUAUAGUAGAAUAGCUGUAUUGGGUAUUAUUAUUAUAUAUAUGUAGUAUAUAGUAAUAUGUAUUAGUGAGUGAACUACUAGUACAGGCUGUGUUUCAUUGAAACAGUUGAUUGAAACAGUUGAUUGAAACCUUCUGUAAAAAAACACAAUCCUAAAUAAUUCCUAGUUUCAUAACAUAACGUUCACAAUGGACCCUGUAUGACCUCUGUGACUUCUCCCCCUGACCCCAGGCAUGGACCUGUCGGCCAAUCAGGACGAGGAGGGUGACCAGGAAGUGUUUCAGGUGGAGAUGAGUCGCGAGACAGGAAACAGGAAGAGUGCGUUCCGGACCGCUGCCGGGAAGUACUGGACCCUCACCGCUACCGGAGGACUGCAGUGUACUGCCUCCACUAAGUAAUACACUAUACACACUACACACUACACACUACACACUACAUACUACACACUACACACUACACACUACACACUACACACUACACACACACAGCAAGUAAUACACACUACAACCACACACACACACCCUCCCUGCCACUCAGAACCUCUUAACGAAAUAUGUUAUUUUAACUGUGUGUGUGUGUGUGUGUGUGUGUGUGUGUGUGUGUGUGUGUGUGUGUGUGUGUGUGUGUGUGUGUGUGUGUGUGUGUAGGUCAGCUAACAGUCAUUUUGAUCUAGAGUGGCGUGAGGGGAAGGUUUCUCUCAGAGCCUCUAACGGGAAAUAUGUUGCUGCCAAGAGGAACGGACAACUAGCUGCAACCAUCGACAACGCAGGUUAGUCUGUCACCAUGGAUACCACUAACGUAACCAUGGAUACCACUAACGUAACCAUGGAUACCACUAACAUAACCAUGAAGACCACUAUCAUAAUCGUGGAUACUGUUACCAUAACCAAUCUCAUUACCAUAACCAAUCUCAUUACCAUAACCAAUCUCAUUACCAUAACCAUACAUGCUGUAACUAUGGCCGCAGCGGCCAGUGAAUCUUAUCAUUUCAUAGUUGCAUCAAUGUUCCUUAUUAUUGAAAUAACUGUCAAUUAAACAAUCAAUCAACUAACUGAUCUGAUCAAGACACAAACCUAUUAAUUAACUUAUCAACCAAUCAGCUAAUCAAUCAGUGUGAUCUGUUUUCUGUUUGGCUCCAGCGGAGGCGGAGCAGUUCCUGAUGAAGCUGAUCAACCGGCCAAUCAUAGUCCUCCGUGGAGAACACGGUUUCAUUGGCUGUCGCAAGGUUGGCACGGGAACGCUGGAUUCUAACCGCUCCUCCUACGACGUCUUCCAGCUGGAGUUUAAAGAUGGCGCCUACAGCCUCCGAGGUACACACACACAAGUGUACACAUGAGUGUAUAAAACAUUAGGAACACCUGCUCUUUCCAUGACAUAGACUGACCAGGUGAAAGCUAUGAUCCCUUAUUGAUGUCACUUGAUAAAUCCACUUAAAUCAGUGUAGAUGAAGGGGAGGAGACAGGUUAUAGAAGGAUUUUUAAGCCUUGAAACAAUUGAGACAUGGAAUGUGUGUGUGUGCCCUUCAGAGGGUGAAUGGGCAAGACAAAAUAUUUAAGUGCCUUUGAACGGGGUAUGGUAGUAGGUGCCAGGCGCACCGGUUUGUGUCAAGAACUGCAACGCUGCUGGGUUUUUCACGCUCAACAGUUUCCCGUGUGUAUCAAUAAUGGUCCACCACCCAAAGGACAUCCAGCCAACUUGACGCAACUGUGGGAAGCAUUGGAGUCAACAUGGGCCAGCAUCCUUGUGGAACGCUUUCGAACACCUUGUAGAGUCCACGCCCCGACGAAUUGAGGCUGUUCUGAGAACAAAAGGGGGGGAGGGGGUGCGACUCAAUAUUAGGAAGGUGUUCCUAAUGCUUGGUAUAAUAUAAUAUAUAUCUAUAAUAAUCUAUAAUAAUCUCCAUCUCCCUCCUCUCUAGACUCACAGGGGAAGUUCUGGUGCGUGGGCGAGGAGUCCGCAGUGGUGUGCAGCGGGGACACGCCCACUUACUUCCUGUUUGAGCUGUGUGACUACAACAAGAUGGCGGUGCGGGCGCCGGGGGGGCGGUACCUCAAAGGAGACCACGCCGGGGUUCUGAAGGCCAACGCUGAG
Coregonus sp. 'balchen' is the source of this 7156-nucleotide messenger RNA. The record is from the annotation of a GenBank genome assembly. Lineage: Eukaryota; Metazoa; Chordata; Actinopteri; Salmoniformes; Salmonidae.